This is a messenger RNA of Salmo salar (Atlantic salmon), 3153 nucleotides long. RefSeq names its product ras-like protein family member 10B. Gene Ontology annotation, molecular function: GTPase activity; GTP binding. NCBI's taxonomy places the organism in Eukaryota, Metazoa, Chordata, Actinopteri, Salmoniformes, Salmonidae. The record is from RefSeq and is a predicted model, not a curated record.
GGAACGUACCUUUCCCUAAAAUGCUAGGUUAUUCACUAUAUGUUGGCUGUCGGUUGUUAGACACUGUUGCUACAGCAGACGUGAUGUGAUGGCCCUACGUCCAUAGACUAUUACACACUUUAAGGUCUCACCCCGAAAGUAGGCUUGUCUUUGACGAAACCAGCCUGCAUGAAUUACGUGGAUGUACUGUAGGCUUGUGAUUUUUGCUGCCUGCAAUAUAUGACGGGCGUUUAGACCGCGUGUCGUCUCUCCACUAACGAGAGAGUAGGUUGUAUCUUUAGGACUCUUCACUGUAUCCACCUGAGACCGUUAUAUGUCAGUAAGAAGCCAACGAAUGAGGUUCUACACACAUCAGCAUCACAGCAGGUGUAUCUGCAGCAGCACUUUGGAAUCGUACGGCAUCGGCACCGCACAAUACCCGUGCGCACGAUCUACUUGCUUAUAUUCGCACAAAGUUGGAAUUGGGAUAGGGGGUGUUGGUGGUCUAUGAAUGUGGCCGAGCGUGCCCCCCACCACAACAACUGCCUCUGUGCCCGUGGGGACUAUGCGCUGCACAACCCUGAAUGCACUGGCCGGUGGUUUGCGAGAACAGGGAGGGGGGUGGAGCAGCAGCAGGGGGUCGAGGGGGGCGCAGCAUGCCGCCUCCCUUCCGCAUCGCUGUGCUGGGGGCACAAGGCGUGGGCAAGACUGCCAUCGUGCAGCGCUUCCUCCACGAUGACUACAGCGAGGCGCCCGCCCCGGCAACCAGCCGCGCCCGCCGGGUCCAUCUGUCUGCUGCUGUGCUCAAUGGCCACGUGCACGACCUGCAGAUCACCGACUAUCCUGCCAUCACCAGCUUCCCCGGGAACUCGAUGCAGGAGUGGACAGACACCUGCUGCCGAGGCAUCCGCAGCGCUCACGUCUACAUCCUGGUCUAUGACAUCUGCUGCUUCGACAGCUUCGAAUACAUCAAGACCAUGCGCCAGCAGAUCCUAGAGACCAGGGUGUUGGGCACAGGCGACAUGCCCAUCCUGGUCGUGGGGAACAAGCGGGACUUGCAGCGGGGGCGUGUUAUCCCCCGCCACAACAUGUCCGACCUGGUGAGGAAGAACUGGAAGUGUGGCUACGUGGAGUGUUCGGCCAAGUUCAACUGGCACGUGCUUCUGCUGUUCGGGGAGGCUCUGCGCAGUGUGGGCUGUGCCCGCUGCAAACACGUCCAUGCAACCAUCCGCUUCCAACGGGCACUAAGAAACGAACGCUGUGCCCUCAUGUGAUUUACUCAGUGACGGUGGCUGCGCACCAGAGUGGCAUUGAGGGCCAUUGGUACAGUAAACCUCCCUAGGACCACCAUAGCUGACCACAAUGAAUGACCACAUUUCUGUCCCGUGAAGCUACAGUAUUAACAUGUAACAGCCCUCUGUUUUGCUGCUAUCUGACUUGAUCAGGGAUAGAGAGUACCACCCUAUCCAUCUUUGUAAAGUAUCUUUGAUAUUUUCUUGACUUGGAGGCAGCUAAACCAACCCCUUGCUGUAAAAAUUCUGAACUCGUUCAAGUACACUAAAGGAACUUUCCAGCAUCUGGGAGUCGCUCCAGACAGACAGAUUGGCUUAUGUUGUUUGACUCACCUGGACAUUGAUCGAUGUACGACAUUGCUAAUGUCAAAGCCCUGUUUGGAGUGGGAUUGAGGUUGACAUCUGCUGAUGCAUUCUCUUUCUCUGCUCGGAUGUCUUGAAGGUGCACACUUGAGCAUAUAAUCACCAGAGGUAGCUAAACGAAUUCCGUACACAAGCCCAUCUCAAUUUACGCCAAUCCAAAAGAUCCUCUCCUUUAGUCCUCUGAAACCAAAACAGCCAACCUUAGGGAGAUUUCUGUUCAAUGGAGUAAUCCAAUCCAGUCCACCUUUACGCUCCACUCGCAAACAAACAACUGUGUACAUCCUAAAAUCUACAACUGUAGAAGCACAUAAGGGUGUUUAUAUACAAACACAACUCAGACCAAACCCCUGAUAUGAGACUGUUAAUGAGAUGCUGUAAAAAUAAGGUCUAAAUGUAAUAAAAUACUUGAGGCUAGACGUGGUUGCCAAUAUAUCGAUCUGUUCAGGUCCUCUGAACUGCUAAAUACAGCAAUAAAUGAACAUGCCAUGCUUGAAUGUUAGUAAACUUUGGUAAAACGUAGGAAUAAGGGGGAACAAAAGGACACACUUGUUCCUGUAAGGUUGCAUUCAAUGAAUUUUUUUAUUUAUUUUAUUUCACCUUUAUUUAACCAGGUAGGCUAGUUGAGAACAAGAUCUCAUUUACAACUGCGACCUGGCCAAGAUAAAGCAAAGCAGUGGGACACAGAGUUACAGAUGGAAUAAACAAGCGUACAGUCAAUAACACAAUAGAAAAAAAGAGAAAGUCUAUAUAGUGUGUGCAAAUGGCGUGAGGUGGUAAGGCAAUAAAUAGGCCAUAGUAGCAAGUAAUUAUAAUUUAGCCAAUUAACACCGGAAUGAUAGAUGUGCAGGUAGAAAUACUGGUGUGCAAAAGAGCAGAAAAGUAAAUAAAAACAAUAUGGGGAAAGGAGAAUACAAUGCAGAUACAGCUAGCCUACCUGAGUGAAACUAAAUUAGUAUGGUACUAUAAGAAGAUAGUGUUAAUAAACUGCCAGUUGCAGGAAUGUUUUCUGUUUUGGACCAAUCACAUUCCAUAAGGAGAGCCUCAAAUGUCUAACAGCCCCCAAAAUCAGAGCCGAACUACUUUCGUGACCUGUGAUUUUAAUAAGCCUGUUCCUGAAUAAAUAAAUAAAAAUGUUAUAUAUGCUGAUGAGCUAGCUAGCUGUCUAUGAUUAUGAAGAUGACUUUAAAUUGCUCUGUGUUGAUGUGAACCUAUAAUUACGAUGGAGUCCUCAGACGUCCCAUUCUCUGGUCUGUUUCAUGAAUACAUCAUAAUUUGAGCAUCCUUCUUCAAUACUCCACAGGUAGGUCUGUCUGGAACUCUUACAUGGUCUAUAGUACAUAGCUAGAGAAACUCGACAGACUAAUAACAGUCUCAAAGACCACUGCCUUGCAUGGUUGCCCUUUACGCCACAGGUCAGAUUUACUUUUCCCUCCUCCACUGCCUUAGUCACAGACCUGCAUAAUCUCUUACCUGGGUACUACAUCAUUACACAUUCCAAUAAAAUAUUUUAUUUUCAGGA